AUGUAUUGUGCUAGGCUUAAUAUAGGAUGGUUACUGAGAAAUAUUGCAAUUGAUUAUGAUAUUGAUAUCAAAUGGAUAUUUUUGGAAUCUGGUCAUAACACAGGCGUUGCUGAUGGCAUAGGAGGAGCUGCAAUAAAACGUAAAUUUGAUGAGAUUGUGGCAUUCAAUCCUGAUAAUGCAUUUUCAAAUGCAUUAGAUCUCAUCAAUGGUACAAGAAACAAUACAGAUAUUAAAUUAUAUCUAUAUGAUACAACAAAUAUAUCAAAUUUAAAAAAUAUACCAGAGCUCAACACAGUAAAAGGCACUGCAACAUUCCAUGAAAUGAUUGAAAAGAUGGAAAAUUCUAUGCCAAGACAGUGUCAAGCGAAAAAGAAAAACUUUUAA
Didymodactylos carnosus is the source of this 384-nucleotide messenger RNA. The record is from the annotation of a GenBank genome assembly. NCBI's taxonomy places the organism in Eukaryota, Metazoa, Rotifera, Eurotatoria, Philodinida, Philodinidae.